This is a messenger RNA of Micropterus salmoides (largemouth bass), 2338 nucleotides long. RefSeq names its product carcinoembryonic antigen-related cell adhesion molecule 5-like. The transcript has 10 exons. NCBI's taxonomy places the organism in Eukaryota, Metazoa, Chordata, Actinopteri, Centrarchiformes, Centrarchidae. Bases 105 to 1709 code for a protein of 534 amino acids. The record is from RefSeq and is a predicted model, not a curated record.
CCUUGUACUACUUUACAGCAAAGUUAUCCGGAAAUUAUCAAAGGUAAAUUGAAGUGAGUGAGUCCCUCUUUUCUCUCGUUAUACUUGAUGAAACUGCAGAUGAAAUGGAAAUAACUGUGAUACACUUCAUCAUACUGGGAGUCAUCACAGGUUUAACCAAAGGAGCUGGUUUGUUACCAGACGGUCCUCUGAAUGCAGCUGUGGGAGGGACGGUGAUGUUCACCACAACACUGACUCCAGCAGAGAAACCCUUUAUAUCAGUGGGCUGGAACUUUGGUGACAGAAACAUAAUCAGUUCAAAUGUUGGAAACGUAACUGGACCAGAGUAUGAAGGCAGGAUCACCUAUUUCACAUCUACUGCAUCUCUGGAAAUCAGGAAUCUGACUCUUAAUGACAGUGGAGAAUACAGAGUUACCGUUACACCACAGGGAGAAGCACAAAAGCAUGGAACCACCAGACUGUCUGUACAUGAGACAGUUUCUAAUGUAAUAGUAAAUGCCAGCAGCACAGACUUAGUGGAGUUCAGCAGCUCUGUCCGUCUGUCCUGCUCCUCCUCUGGAUCCUCCCUCUCUUUCUUCUGGCUGAACGGCAGCUCUGAGGUUACAGCCAGCGACAGAGUUCAGCUCACUGAUGGAGGCUCCACUCUCACUAUAGUCAAUGUGACCCGCUAUGACCAGGGACCAUUCAGGUGUCGUGUGUUCAAUCCUGUCAGUAACGGCACCAGUGAUCCAGUAAACCUGGUCAUCAUCUAUGGCCCAGAAAAUAUUUAUUUGACGAUAUCUCCAACACAAGGAUACUUUGAGGAAGGAUCAAACAUCAGUCUGUCCUGUUCAGCUGUCUCCAGACCCUCUGCCUUGUUUAACUGGUUUCUAAAUGGAGACCUGCUUUCUGAUACUGGACCAGAGCUCACACUGAUAAACAUUCAGAUGAGUCACAGUGGUAACUACAGCUGCCAGGCCUUUAACAAAAAAAACCUGAGAUAUCAAACUUCUCAGCCAUCAGUUGUCUCUGUACUGGAGAGAAUAUCAGGUGCUUCUGUCAAAUCAUCAACAAACAUGCCGAUUGAGGGGAGCUCUGUCAACCUAACCUGUGACGCAGCUGGCGCUGUGUUUACCAGAAAGUGGGUGAAGGACGGCUCAAAUCUGACUCUGACUGACAACAUGAUACUUCACGAUAACAACAGAGUGCUGUCUUUUAUCAGUCUGAAUAAAAAAGACAGUGGAGAAUAUUCCUGUAAAAUCAGCAACCCAAUCAACACUGAGGAAGCUACAUACACCGUGGUUGUUAACUAUGGACCAGAAAAUGUUCAAAUCACAGGUCCAAAUGAGAUCCAUAUUGAACAGACCUUAACAUUAACCUGCUCUGCUGAGUCCACACCAUCUGCUAGUUACACCUGGACACUGAAUGGGAUACACACUGAGAUACACAACUCUUCUGUGUUUGCUAAAGACAUCACUGAACUUUCUGACAGUGGCAACUACAUCUGCGAAGCAAUGAAUAAUGUAACUGGAAAAACAUCAUCAUCAGCGGUCCACCAGUUGUCUGUAACAGCUGUCAAAACUUCACCCUGUUCGGCUGGUUGCAUCGCUGGAUUAGUAAUCGCAUGUUUGGUCAUCUGUGGAGCAGGUUUUGGUGGAGGAUACUACAUAUAUAAAAAAAGAAUCAACAACAAACCUCAGGCACAUGAUACAAAACGAGAAGGACACUGAGAACACUUCAGAGGUAUAUGAGAACAUAUAAACUGUCUUUUAAGAUGAUCAGAAAAGAAGAGACACCAAUGUUGUUGUUUUGUUUUAGAAUUCAUACUGUUUCUUCUGUGUUUGGGUUAUGUUUCUUUUAGAUAAAUAAUUUACAACACAGCAAAACGUAACAGUAACAGAAUUACCAGUGUAUUUCAAAGUCUUGUUGACAGACACAUAAAUGUGCUUAAAGUUGAAUUAAGUGACUGUUUGGACACUUGUAGGCAGAAGAGCACCACAACAUAAUGACACAUAGCAGCCCUGAUAUAUUAUCACAUUAUUGUUUUUGAUAGCUAAUGUGUUGUUUUUUUAUAGCUAAUGUGUUAGCAAACAUUUGCCAUUUAUCCAUAUGUACAGUAUAACAGUAGCAUUUCCUCUGCUUUUCUGGCCACUUGUUGAAUUAAAUAUUCCUUCUCAUUUUAGCAGGUAGCAAAUGCAUUGGGUUUGUCAGAGUAAUCUGCCGUAAACAGUGUUUAUGAGAGUGAAAUGUCUUCAAACCCAAAACAAAGAGUGUAAAUACAGUAAAAAGCUCCAGUAAGCUGUAGUGCUGGGUGAUGAUUCACCCUGAGUCCUUUUACAUUUAAAACAUAAUAUAUUUA